Molecule: messenger RNA, 3026 nt
Organism: Leptopilina heterotoma
Lineage: Eukaryota; Metazoa; Arthropoda; Insecta; Hymenoptera; Figitidae
Exons: 2
Coding region: 515-2026 (503 amino acids)
Source: RefSeq, a predicted model, not a curated record
UAAUAAUUAGUUGUUGAUUUCAGUUUAGUAUUUGUUGGUUAGAAUUGGUUGUCAGCGUCGAAUUUAUUCCUCGCGAUUUGCAUUGCACUUGUCGUUGCGCAUGGUUAGUCGAAAGGUCCCGAAUAUCAGCGUUUCCUCCCGAUUCUUUUUCAACAGGUGUUAGGCCCAUUGGAGUGACGGAGACAGCUGUUAGGUUUUUCACCAUUGGAGCGAGAGAGACGAGAGAUCGCGAAGAAGCCGGCCGGCGACCGUUUUUCCAAUUUUGCUGAGAUUCAGUUCCUUCACGGAAGCCUUUGAGAGCGAACUUAUGUUGCGACGAGAAAUUAGAUAAUUAAUCGAACGCAUUUAAUAAUUAAUAUUGUUAAUUAAAGUGAUUUAGAGUUAUAAUAAAGAGCGUAGAGACGUAGAAUUGUUUAUUUAAUUAUGUCAACCUAGUGUGAAGUCCUGGGGAUUACAAGCGGAGUUCGAGAGAAGCAGCGUCGUUGAUAUAUUUCUCAGCGUGGAUUGUUCGUUGAUGCCAGCUCGGAGAUCCUUAUCAGCGUCAGAAGGAAGAGAAUUGGAGAGGAAUCAUUUUCAGCGGAGUAAAAAGGCAGAUCGAAAGCAGAUGUGGAGGACUAGAGCUGCAACGAGAGGAAGAAGUGGGCGAAGCGGUGCGAGUGUGCACAAACCGUGGCCAGAGUUCCAGUCACCGAUCGAGGAGCCUGAUGAGUCGACCUUGAUGGUUCGCCGAGCUCUGAGAAGGAGUGAAGCACUGAAUCGUGUUGGUACCGAGAAUUUGCCUGCGAGGGAGAUGCCUACAAUUCGAGAGGCAGUAGUUCGACCUGAGUUCGUGGUCGAUGCAUUGAUCGAGGUGCGCAGACCGGAGGUGGAAGCGGUACCAGAGGUAAUAGUGUUACCAGAAGUGGAAAAGGUACCAAGAGUGGAACCAAAGCCAUCUACGAGUAAGGGAGCGAUACCUAAAACUGUCAGCGUGGAAGUUCGUCGUAAAAAGGGCGAGAGUAGAGAGUCUUGGGAGAGUCGACGUGCUGUGAUGGAGUUAGAAGCAAUGAUUUCACCGUCAGAACGAACCUUGGAGCAACUUAAACAGGAUCAGAAAAAGGAAAUUGAGUAUCGAAAUAAGAAACCUUUAAGUGCCUGGGAUUAUGUUGGAGGUACCAAGGACAAGGUCGUUCUUCCACGAUCGGCGGAGUUACCUCGAGAGAUACCGGCACAGCCGCGUUUUAUGAGCACGCAGCAAUCAGUCGAGGAAUUUAAGAGUGAAGGGGUUAGCCAGACGUCGGCUUGGCUGGGACUGAUACGCCCUGAGGAGACGCCUAAGCAGGAGUUUGGAUUACCGGUUAUCCGGGCAGGUAGGAUGUUCGGUGGCUUGGACAUCAUUCCUACAGACCCGAGAGUUGAUCCUCCUCCUGGUGUGUGUCAUAAUUGUUGGUGUCGUGGUCACGGAGUUAAUCGGUGCCGUGCGCCGCGAAUUGAGAUGUGCAAUAAUUGCGGCCGUCGUGAAGUGGUGUUGAUGAACUGCCCACGUUGCAGUCGAGUGCAUAAAUUAGAUAUGAGGCGGAAAUACGGCGAGGACAAGUAUUUUGCUCAUCGAGAAAAUCGAUCUCGAAAAUAUCAAAAUACUGGUGAUGUUCAUAAGAAUGAUGCCAGCAGUUAUCAGCGUUCGUCGGUGGGUUCGACAUCUAACGAUGCAAGGAAUGCAAUCGAAGCAGGGAGUUCGGUGCCAAAUUUUCAGCGUGAUAACGAUUUAGUCAUGGAGACUCAAUCACCAAGCUCACGAGAGGAGGAAUUUCCUGUUUUGUCGUUUCCACUUGGCAACGAGUUUGAGAUGGUUCUGAGUCAAGAAAGAGAUAUAACGAGUGAUCAACCAGCUCUGCGUGUUGAGUCACAUGUGUCAGCGUCCGAGAGGAAUAUUUUGGAGGAAUUACGUGAAUUAAAUGUUUUACUGCAAGGUGUGCCUGAAGAGCUUGCUCAGGAGGUUCGAGCACAAUUUUUGAAAGAGCGCACUGUGCGGAAAAGUCAACUUUAAUUUUAUUUGUUUGUUUUCUUUUCAUGCUCAGUGAGACUCGUGAUUCAGUUCCUUAUGAUUUGAGUUUAUGUAACACCACAGUAUUAUUAGUUAAGUGUUACCAUUUGGAGAUUAUUAUUUUUUGUAUUAUUUAGUUAAGUGAUUACAUGAAUGUGUUCGAUAGUUAUUCUUAAUUUUUGUUCAUGUAAUGAACUGAAUUUAUUGUUAUAGAAUAAAGAACAAUUUAUGUGUUACUGAUUAUUAUAUUUCUUGUUUUCGGCAAUAGUUAGGGAUUACUAUUGGCCUAGUGAGGGGAUUUGUAACGAUGAAUCUCGUUACUUAAAAUAAUAAUUAGUUGUUGAUUUCAGUUUAGUAUUUGUUGGUUAGAAUUGGUUGUCAGCGUCGAAUUUAUUCCUCGCGAUUUGCAUUGCACUUGUCGUUGCGCAUGGUUAGUCGAAAGGUCCCGAAUAUCAGCGUUUCCUCCCGAUUCUUUUUCAACAGGUGUUAGGCCCAUUGGAGUGACGGAGACAGCUGUUAGGUUUUUCACCAUUGGAGCGAGAGAGACGAGAGAUCGCGAAGAAGCCGGCCGGCGACCGUUUUUCCAAUUUUGCUGAGAUUCAGUUCCUUCACGGAAGCCUUUGAGAGCGAACUUAUGUUGCGACGAGAAAUUAGAUAAUUAAUCGAACGCAUUUAAUAAUUAAUAUUGUUAAUUAAAGUGAUUUAGAGUUAUAAUAAAGAGCGUAGAGACGUAGAAUUGUUUAUUUAAUUAUGUCAACCUAGUGUGAAGUCCUGGGGAUUACAAGCGGAGUUCGAGAGAAGCAGCGUCGUUGAUAUAUUUCUCAGCGUGGGUAAGUUUCGUUUUCAUUCUUCGAGGAUUGCUAAUCUCAACGUCGAGCAUCAGUCGUUGUCUCAAUUUGACUUUCCCCAGUGAGUGUUAAGAGAGUGUUAAGAGGAGUAUUGAGGGUUUAGCGAAUUAGUAGUAACCGAUAGAUGCAAGUUAUUCAAGUUAACAAAGUCGCGU